Molecule: messenger RNA, 2208 nt
Organism: Lasiosphaeria miniovina
Lineage: Eukaryota; Fungi; Ascomycota; Sordariomycetes; Sordariales; Lasiosphaeriaceae
Exons: 4
Coding region: 1-2208 (735 amino acids)
Source: RefSeq, a predicted model, not a curated record
AUGACUAAGGUCCCCAUUCAUAAGAUCCCCCACAUCUUGUUCGCCACUACCGGUACCCGGUCUCACCCAAUCUUCGCGUUCUUCCCAGCAAUGUACGAACCCGAGUGUUCAAUCUUCCUCAGCGACAAAAUGUAUGCGACGUUCUAUGACCAUCUCCUACACCCGGCCCUCGAACAACUCUCAUAUAGGGCACAGUCAGCAAGGUUUUCCAGUGAUGCAGUUUCCCAAACUUCCCAGCAUAUUCCCCCAAACUUCAUCGCGGCGCAGAACGCUUCCAGGGCCAAACUGGAGAAGUCCGGCAAGGGCGGUGGCGCGCAUGGGAGUCCGAUUGGCAUUACCAUUAACCCAUCGAAAGAUACCAUGGUCUGGAACCACAUGGUGCAGGAACUCGACAACGUCCACGCGUCUCGGGAGUCCACCCUCCUCCAGUUCACCGGCAUGUUCUUUCUUUACAAUGCCAAGGGUCUGAAACUCGAAACGCAGCGGCAGAGGGUCCUCUCGGAAUGUAUCGAAGACUUUGCAUUCGAACAGGCUGAACACUUCAAAGAGGUUUUGUCUGUCGAGAACCAGAAUCGGCAGUACAUUGACGUCGCAGCAGAGGUCAUGUCAGUCCCCGAUGGGAAUUAUCCGCAAGGCGCGACGCUGCUCGCCAAACGCUGCUAUGGGCAGCUCAGGGAAUCUCGCAGAGCCAGCAGCCGUCGGUCGGAAAGCGGAAGCGACUCUGACGCCGGGGAAGACGACCAGGCAAUAACAGUGGCUAGAGGGCCUCGUGAUGCGGCGUUUCAGCCACCCCACAUACCGAGGGCCACUGUGACCGAAUACCCCAUCGGCCUCCUCAGAGAUACCGUAACACUUACGGCCGAGCCCAAGCGCAACCACCCCCACACCAACGACGGGCUGAUAUACUUACAGUCGUAUAGCCCGCUCAAGGAGCGAAUGGACGCAAAGAAGAUCUACCCCUUCUCCCACCCCGGCAUCGCCAACCUGGGCUAUAGUGAGGCCGACCACAACAGCAUCAACAUUCUCCAAAGGACAAAUAACAACCGGUCAGAGGCAAAGAGCGCAGACAUCCGAUCCAGAAAGCGUAUCAAGGAAGUUCUGAAGCAUACCAGAACCGAGAACUUUGGAUGGCGUACUGAGUUCCGGGUGACCCUCGGUCUCGCGCACGUCAUUUGGGAAGAAGACGAAUGCUGGGCAAAAUUUCUUGGCGAAUUUUCCCAGGAGACGCGAAUCCAGAACUCCGGACUAUCUACCAGGGUUAUCUCCUCAGGGCAAGCGCAAGCUGACGUGAAUAACAUCACAUUCCCCUCUGAUGCUUUCCACAUCUAUAGGACCAACGAGUUCAGGAACUUCUUGCAGGGUAACAUCCAGAAGCAUCUCAUAGUGGUCGACACCAUCAGAGCUCUGUAUAGUCCCAACCAGGCCACACCAUUGGAGGUUGCAAGACUGCAUGGGCUGCUUAUCCUUGGUCUACGACACUUCAUCUCGCAUCUCUCGCCAAGUGAAGCCUGGAUGCUCAAUAACCCGCUUCGCCGUUCCAACCUUGAGACUAGGAAGCCCGGCUUCGGAUUACGAGAAACAAUGGACCGGUUUGGCUUCGGGUUCUUCCACCACGGCAUAGUCGAUUGGAGAGAUUUCAAGAUCUCCAAGGAGUACAUCGAUAGUGUGACUCUCCCGGGCUUCCAAGUUGUCACAAGAUAUCUGCCUGUCGUCGAGUACCAGGAAACCCGGUCAUUCCUUGACGAGCUUCUCGAGAUCAUCGACAAACAGACGCCAAGAGAGAUUUCCGAAUUUGUUCUCGAGAAAUGCGUCCACCUCAUACUCCAGAACUAUCGCCAAGUGGCGUUCCUCAAGUUGCUUGGCCAGAAAGAAAAGCAACCCCCAACGCCGGUUAGUGGCCGUUCUUUCUGUUUGCAGGGGCUACAACAAGAGGCCAGGAAAAUCGGUAGGGACGUCGGCAUGAUCAAGGGCAAUAAGUCCUACUUCAAAAAAAUGCAUACCUUUUUCGUUUGGACGUGGGAGAAGACCGAGAUCGGUACUCUCAACGAGAAAGGCAGUUCUUUUGCGACGGUCGAACGAUUGACACAGAUACUGGCAUACCGUUUCUUCGAGCAGCAUACCGCGCUGCCAUACCCAGAUAGCAACGGCUCGAUGCAACAAGUUAGAAGAGAUAGUGUCACGGCGCGCAACGGCCGUAGCACACUAUAA